CGAAACUAAGGCUGAAGAAGACAAAUGUAAACAUUUUUGGCAUAAAGAUUUUGGCAUAUCAUUUAUGAUGUCUAAACGUAUUAUCUGAGGAAUUUAAACAAGAUGGCAGAAGUUCAUAUUGUUGGACAAAUUGUUGGAGCUUCAGGGUUUCCUGAUCACAGUCUCUUCUGCAAAUGGGGAGUCAACACAGGAGGGGCUUGGAAGGCAUUAGCUGGAUUGAGAGAAGGACAGACACAAGUGGACAAUCCACAGCAACAUGAUGCUGCCUACUGGGCCCACCCCAUAGAUAUCCACUAUGCAACCAAGGGCCUUCAAGGUUGGCCAAAGAUUCAUUUCCAAGUUUGGCAUCAAGAUUCCUUUGGAAGAAAUGAGCUUUAUGGCUAUGGUUUCUGUCAUGUACCAACAACUCCAGGCAUGCAUGAAAUUGAAUGUCCAACAUGGAGACCUUCUGGAAGUUUCAGAGAACAAGUGUCACAGUAUUUCCUAGGAGGUGGCCCACAACUAAAAAAUCCGGACUUGAUUUAUAGUGGCGCAGAUCGUUACAGACUUCAUACUGUUGCCAUGGGAUCUGUACAUUUAAGACUUGGAGUCAUUCUUAGGAACUUUGACAAAUAUGGGAUCGAAUGCUAAAAAAAUGUUUUCUUCAGAAAAUAAUUUCCAUUCUUUUACAUGUUCUAAUCUCAGAAAAUGUGUAUAGACGCCAUUUAGCAUAUCAAAGGCAGAGUCCAUCAUUAGUUCUGAGGGAGGUGAUACAUUGAUAUGUUGUCAUAUUUUGUA
Messenger RNA from Saccostrea cuccullata (small rock oyster), 777 nucleotides. RefSeq names its product B9 domain-containing protein 2-like. NCBI's taxonomy places the organism in Eukaryota, Metazoa, Mollusca, Bivalvia, Ostreida, Ostreidae. Gene Ontology annotation, biological process: cilium assembly. Gene Ontology annotation, cellular component: MKS complex. Bases 103 to 630 code for a protein of 175 amino acids. The record is from RefSeq and is a predicted model, not a curated record. The transcript has 4 exons.